GCGGUCCCCAGGCCCCACCCCAUUCUGGGGCCAGCCACCUCCCCCAGGCACCACGCCCCAAGCAGGUCCCUCUCAGGACAGGCCAUCUGGGCGGGCUUCUCUGGUGUGGCAUCUGGCAGAGGGCUGGGAGCAGCUUUGUUCCGGUCACCAGGAACAGGUCAUUUCUCCCCUGGCUCAGAGCUGAGAGGGUCUUAGCAGUCUGUCCCACCACCUUCUUCACAUGGCUCUAAAGGAGGGACUCAGGACCUGGAAGAGAAUUUUCUGGUGGCUGAUCCUACUUACACUUGGCUUCCUAGGGCUGCCCCUGUACAGGCUCCACAUAGUCAGGCAUCUGGAAGUGCUCAUCCCCAUGGGUGUCUGCCCUUCAGCCAGAAUGGCCCUGCUGAGAGACAACUUCACGGGUCUCCUGCGUCCCUGGGCCCGGCCUGAAGUCCUGACCUGUACCUCCUGGGGGGCCCCCAUUAUUUGGGAUGGCACCUUCGACCCGGAUGUGGCCCAGCAACAGGCUGUACAGCAGAACCUCACCAUUGGUCUGACUGUCUUUGCAGUGGGCAGGUACCUGGAGAAGUACCUGGCGCGCUUCCUGGACUCCGCCGAGCAGCACUUCAUGGAGGGCCAGCGCGUGGUGUACUACGUGUUCACCGAGCGCCCGGCCGCCGUGCCCCGCAUGGAGCUGGGCCCCGACCGCCGGCUGCGCGUGGAGCGCGUGGUCCGCGCGCGGCGCUGGCAGGACGUGUCCAUGCAGCGCAUGCGCACUCUGCACGAGGCGCUGGGCGGGCGGCUGGGCCGCGAGGCGCACUUCGUGUUCUGCAUGGACGUGGACCAGCACUUCAGCAGCGCGUUCGGACCUGAGGCCCUGGCCGAGUCGGUGGCGCAGCUGCACGCCUGGCACUACCACUGGCCGCGGUGGCUGCUGCCCUUCGAGCGCGACGCUCGUUCGGCUGCCGCACUGGCCCCGGGCGACGGCGACUUCUACUACCACGCGGCCGUGUUCGGGGGCAGCGUGGCGGCGCUGCGCGGGCUGACAGCACACUGCGCGCAGGGCCUGCAGCGGGACCAGGCGCGCGGCCUCGAGGCGCGCUGGCACGACGAGAGCCAUCUCAACAAGUUCUUCUGGCUGCACAAACCCGCCAAGGUGCUGUCGCCCGAGUUCUGCUGGAGCCCGGACAUCGGCCAGCGGGCCGAGAUUCGCCGCCCGCGCCUGCUCUGGGCGCCCAAGGAGUACGCCCUGCUGCGCCACUAGUCGCUUCGCCCUGGGUCCCCAGGAGGGCGGGAGCGGGCGUGGCAGGCAGCAGAGACCCUGGGGGCAGGGGCGUCCCUCUUGGGCGCAGCAUGGCACUUUGGAGGGAGGAGAGAGAUUGGUGGAAACAGCCCAACCCCUGCCAGGUGUGCCCAGCCACGGGGUGGGAGGAGGAGGCCUGGCCUUUGGGGAGUUAAUCACUGAAGAUCCCCUUUCCCUCACUGCAGUGGUGCCUUGGCAAGGUACCUAGGGCCCUUUCACCUCUGACAUCACUGAAUUCAGCUGGUGGGCCCAAAGAGAUGUUUAGCCCCCUCACUGACCCCCACCCUUUUUUUGGUAAGGAGACUGAAGCACAAAAAGGAAACAUAACUGCCUUCGGGCACAGGAUUUCUGAGUCAAUGUGUAGGGCCAGCAGCUUGAGAGCCAGCACUGGCCCACAGGCCAAACAGAGCUGCCCCUGGGCCUGAGCCACAGAGGGAGAGAUGCUAGCGGCAUCCGGUUUGGCCAUUUCCCCUCCCCUCAAGCAUAUUUCAUAUUUAAGAAAUAUUAUAAUGAAAUUACAGUUAAGAAAUAUUAUAAUAAAUUAUUCCAAAAGUGU
This is a messenger RNA of Manis javanica (Malayan pangolin), 1838 nucleotides long. RefSeq names its product alpha 1,3-galactosyltransferase 2 (gene A3GALT2). The record is from RefSeq and is a predicted model, not a curated record. Gene Ontology annotation, cellular component: vesicle; membrane; Golgi apparatus. Lineage: Eukaryota; Metazoa; Chordata; Mammalia; Pholidota; Manidae. Gene Ontology annotation, molecular function: hexosyltransferase activity. Gene Ontology annotation, biological process: carbohydrate metabolic process.